UAGGCAGUAGCCGUCAAAAUGGCACGUCAGCAGCAAGAUGUCGAUGAGCUUUUCGAGAUUAAAAACGCGUUUUACGUUGGAAAUUACCAGCAGGCAAUCAACGAGGCACAAAACCUAAACCCUUCAACUCCCCUGCUUGCGCUGCAACGGGAUGCCUACUUGUACAGGUCUUACAUAGCUCAGGGAAGCUUCAGAAUAGUGUAUCAGGAGCUAAAGACCGCAGAUCCACUGCUGCAACCACUGAAGACCUUGGUGGACUAUCUGUCACCCGGAGCCAACAAACCUGCCAUUGUUGCUGAUAUUGAUGCUAGGGUUAACAAAGGUACAGAGCUGUCAAAUGAGAUCUUCCUCAUUGUUGCGGCGUCCAUCUACUACCAUGAAGAUAACUAUGAAGCCGCCUUGAAAAUUCUCCAUGGAGCUGAGUCUUUGGAGCUCCGUGCAUUCACACUGCAGUGUCUGCUCGCUAUGAACCGGCCCGACCUUGCUCGGAAGCAGCUGAAGCUGCUGCAAGAUAUUGAGGAUGAUGCAACACUUACACAGCUGGCGCAAGCCUGGCUCAACCUGUCACAGGGUGGACCAGGUGUGCAGGACGCGCACUACAGUAUACUGGAGUUGUCGGAGCGACUCGGCGCUCUAGGCGCGGGACCCGCCGCGGUCGGCGCCGCCGCUGCCGCUGCUAGAGGUAUGUGGGAGGAGGCGGAGCAGAUGCUGACGGAGGCGCAGGUGCGCGCGCCGCAGCAGCCCGAGCUUCUGCUGGGGCUGGCCGUCACCGCGGCUCACAGCGGCAAACCGCCGGAGGUAUCAGCGAGGUAUUUGGCGCAGCUACUGGACGCUCACCCCGACCAUCCGUUCUCCAAGGAGUAUACCGCCAAGACCAACGAGAUCAAACGCCUCGCCGCACACUACCAACCCUCCGUGGCGAGCUAGAUUAGUCCCUAACGCGUAUAUACAGAGUUUAUUAUUCCAUAAUCAUUACGAAAUAUAAUACAUAUAUUAUACAAAA
This is a messenger RNA of Aricia agestis (brown argus), 1003 nucleotides long. RefSeq names its product coatomer subunit epsilon (gene epsilonCOP). Gene Ontology annotation, molecular function: structural molecule activity; protein binding. The transcript has 7 exons. The record is from RefSeq and is a predicted model, not a curated record. Lineage: Eukaryota; Metazoa; Arthropoda; Insecta; Lepidoptera; Lycaenidae. Gene Ontology annotation, cellular component: COPI vesicle coat. Bases 19 to 927 code for a protein of 302 amino acids. Gene Ontology annotation, biological process: retrograde vesicle-mediated transport, Golgi to endoplasmic reticulum; intra-Golgi vesicle-mediated transport; endoplasmic reticulum to Golgi vesicle-mediated transport.